AUGCCGGCGAAGGAAGAGCAUGAGUGUCGGCUUCUCCUCUGGUGGGGUGGGAGCGCGAGUGCGUUUACGCGCAUGCUCGGUCCGCCGGAGAGGGGUGGGAGGGGCGGGUAUGCCGAACAAUGCAAACAGGCGUUCGAGGACGAAACCAAGCGCUCAGGUCGCUCCUACGCCGAAGUUGCUCGAGACCUGGCCCUCCGUGACCCCGAGGUGAAAGAGGAUCUCGUUCACCUCGCCGGUUUGCCCCCAUAUUACCAAUGGGAAGACUGGCCCCAACCUACGUGGAACCCCGCGCUAGCCGACGUGUUAUGCAAUUGCCAAGCGCUUGCUGAUAUCGCUGAUGGCUUUCUGCUCGGUACCGUGGCCUCUCUCGAGCCAGAGGCAGUGAGAGACCUCGAAGAAUGGGCAGGGGAGAGGAAGGUCCUGUGCCUCGGGCCACAGGGGGCUAUCUCCUCUCCCGAGGGGGCCGAUCCCUCGCUUCACUUCCUCACCCAGGCGCUGGAACAACACGGACCACAGAGUGCGGUAUACGUCUCCUUCGGAUCUGCGUUCUUCCCCCCUCCGGAGCAGAUCAGCAUCCUCCUGGAGAUGCUGCUUGAGCUGGAUCCCCCCCUGCCGUUCGUCUUCACGGCUUCGAGGCGGAAGCUCGGCACUGAGCUGCUGAAGAAGAUCGAAGAUAGCGGCAAGGGGCUCAUAGUCGACUGGGCACCGCAGCAGUCUGUCCUUGCCCAUCCUGCGAUAGGAUGGAUGAUCUCCCACUGCGGUGGGGGAGGGGUGUACGAGUCCCUCUCCCGUGGUGUACCGGUCGUCGGGUGGCCUUUCACGGCUGAUCAGCCACAGCACGCGCUCUGGCUCUCAGAGGUGCUCGAUACCGCCUGGGAACUGCUCCAAGUUCGGAGAGGUGUGGCACAGGAGUUGGGGGCAUAUAGGUGUGGGAAGGUGCUGGGGACGGAGGGGGCGGUGAAGCUGGAGAUGAGGAAAGUGUUGGAGGAAAUGGGGGGAGAAGUUGGGAGGAGGAAGAGGGGGAAGGCGGAGGCUGUGAAGGGGGUCAUCGAGCGUGCUGCGCUGGAGGGAGGGGAGGGAGCUAGGGCGAUGGAGGGACUGAGGCGCCUUUUGUGA
This is a messenger RNA of Dacryopinax primogenitus, 1116 nucleotides long. RefSeq names its product UDP-Glycosyltransferase/glycogen phosphorylase. The record is from RefSeq and is a predicted model, not a curated record. Lineage: Eukaryota; Fungi; Basidiomycota; Dacrymycetes; Dacrymycetales; Dacrymycetaceae. Gene Ontology annotation, molecular function: UDP-glycosyltransferase activity. Bases 1 to 1116 code for a protein of 371 amino acids. The transcript is spliced from 3 exons.